UUGCGGUGACGGUCUGACGGACAACCGUAAAUUUUGAUCGAGUGUGGUGGCGCAGCCUCAGGGCAUGGCGUGCGCACCGGAUGGUCGAUAGCGGUCGAUGGUCGACUUGACGCUCCCACGCGAAGAACGGACCUUGGAACGGACCCGCCGGGACGGCCGGCCGGCAGCCGGUGUCGCAGUCUUCGCUCGAGGGUCAGCAGGUUUGGAGCGGCCCGCGUUUUUCCUACAAGAGGGACAUUUCGGAAAUACCAUGUCGUCCGUCUUGAUUACCGGAUGCAACCGCGGUCUGGGCCUAGAAUUAGUGAGGCAACUUCUGUUACACCCACAAGCUCCGUCUGUGCUGAUCGCAACAUGCAGAAAGCCAGAAGAUGCUCACGCACUUCAAACUCUUGCCAAGGCACAUUCUCAACUCUACGUGCUGAAGUUAGAGGUCAACGACUUUAGUAGCUACGAUGCAUUUGCUCAAACGGUCAAAAGCAUUGUCGGUGAUAAAGGACUUAACGUGUUGAUCAACAAUGCUGGUAUUUUGUUGCAAAAUCACAGCAGCUUUUCUAAUUGCACUGUCGAAAGUCUGACCGACACGUACGUCACUAAUACUGUUGGUCCGAUCAUGCUGGUCAAGGCGCUGCGACCACUGCUCAAGCUUGCAGCGGACUCGAACGCGGAUUUGCCCAUGGGAUGGUCCCGCGCUGCAAUCAUCAACAUGUCGUCUGGACUCGGAUCCGUGGGCAACAACACGUUGGGAUCCUACUUCGGGUACAGAGAAAGCAAGGCGGCUCUGAACACGGCUACCCGUUCCAUGAGCUACGAACUGGGUCCGCAGAACAUCUUCGUGCUGAGCAUGCACCCGGGCUGGGUGCAGACGGACUUGGGCACCAGCCAGGCGCCUCUGACGGUGGAGCAGAGCAUCAGCGGCAUGCUCGCGGUCUUCUUCUCCAUGAAGCCAGAGCAGCACGGGGCGUUCCUGCACUGGGACGGCAAGGAGGGGAUUUGGUGAUUCAGCGAGACUAAUAUUUGAGAAACAAAACUAUAAUUGCGUGGACAUGCUAUGACAUGCUCUGUGCCGAAUACUAACAGAUGUCAAAGUCAUAAAGGAAGCAGCCUGUUGCUCGCGCUUCGACGCAACAUGCAAACAGGCGGUUGCCGGGGCCAACUCAAUAGAGACCCCGAACGGCACGCCACAAUAAAUAAAUCCCAUAUUGCGGUGA
Molecule: messenger RNA, 1208 nt
Organism: Thrips palmi
Lineage: Eukaryota; Metazoa; Arthropoda; Insecta; Thysanoptera; Thripidae
Product: C-factor-like
Exons: 6
Coding region: 98-997 (299 amino acids)
Source: RefSeq, a predicted model, not a curated record